AAGCAUGACACGUACUCGAUCCCAAACUGGUCCAUUUCCUUUCUAUAUAGCCCUCACCGUUUUCCACAUUUGUUUUCCCAAAGCUUUACACUUUCAAGAUAACCAAACAAAGAACCAUCAAUCUGUUUUUUUUUUUAACUGGUUCUUGACAAAUUAGUGUGCUGUUGCCCGUUGGUUUUGCAUUGCUGAAGUGAAGAUCAACAAAGAACCAAGAAGAAGAUAUGGCUAGAACGGUUGGAAGAAGCUUGGCUGCUCCAUUACUGUUUCUGAACCUGAUUAUGUAUUUCAUCGUUUUAGGCUUUGCGAGUUGGUGCCUCAAUCAUUACAUCAAUGGCCAGACUAACCAUCCCAGCUUUGGAGGAAACGGAGCAACCCCGUUCUUCCUGACAUUCGCCAUACUAGCUUCCGUUCUGGGGAUUGCUUCGAAGUUAGCAGGUGGAAACCAUUUAAGGGCUUGGAGAAGCGACAGUCUAGCGGCUGCUGGAGCAUCUUCCUUAGUCGCAUGGGCCGUAACUAUUCUAGCUUUCGGAUUGGCAUGCAAGGAGAUAAAUGUUGGAGGCCGGAGGGGAUGGAGGUUAAAGGUUCUUGAGGGGUUCAUAAUAGCGCUAGGAGUGACUCAAUUGCUCUAUGUGCUGCUGAUCCAUGCUGGGAUGUUCAGCAGCAGAUAUGGUCCAGGGUACAGGGACCCUGACUAUGGUCUUGGUGCACCUGGAACUGAGCCCAAAGGUACCGCAGGUGUUACAGGGUCUAGGGUCUAAUGCAGUUGUCUUUAAAAUGGAUAGUUGUACUUUGAAUAUUUGGCAGUUGUUGCUUGGGCUCUGCAGGAGGACUACCUUUUCUUUUUGGUUGAUUUUGAUGAUUAGGACUAGUACUAGUAUUUCUUGUUAAUUUCUCCGGCGCAGACUUAAAUUUUUUUUUUUUUUUUUUGGCAUGGAACUAGUUGUAGCUUUUUAAUUGAAGUUUAGAUCUUAUAUUAAGUUUGCUAAGCAUGUUUGAUGAGGUUUUGUGAUUGAAGCUAUAUAUUGAUAAGGGGCUUGGAGUCGGUGCAA
Molecule: messenger RNA, 1049 nt
Organism: Coffea arabica (coffee)
Lineage: Eukaryota; Viridiplantae; Streptophyta; Magnoliopsida; Gentianales; Rubiaceae
Product: membrane protein PM19L-like
Source: RefSeq, a predicted model, not a curated record